UUAACGUUGUGUUAUUUUGUCUGAAAGAAAUUUCUUUGGGUGAAAAAUAGAAAUGUUAAAAGUAGCAAAUGUAUAUUUGUUCUGUUUGGCACACAGUGCAUUUGUAACAUCAAUGUUUGUAGCUGCAGCGGAACCACAAUGCUCAUGUAGCGAUUAUUCAAUCGUUGAGAGAAUAACUUUGAUUGAGCACGAGGCAAAGAAGUUGAAACAAGCGACGGAACAAGAUAUCGCAGCACUGAAGCAAAUCAACAACCAGUUUGAGACUAAAUUUAGAACUAUGAGUAAAACUGCUGGGGAUACAUACGCUCGAUGGGGAAGAACGACUUGUCCAGGAAAUGGAACAUCCCGCCUGUACACCGGUUACAUGGCGGGAUCAAGAUAUGACCACAAAGGCACAGGCUCAAACUAUCUCUGUCUAACAAAUGAACCAUUGUGGGACCACUUCGAGGAAUCAGUGGAGAGCAGUGGUAAAAUCACCGGGACAGUGUAUCGGUUUUAUAACCACCGAUCGAACGGGGCAGCGGACUUUCUCGGAGAUAAUAUGUUCAAUCAAAAAGUUCCUUGCGCCGUAUGCCACACGAAGAGAAGCGUUUCCGUGAUGAUUCCAGGAAGAAACAGAUGUUACGAUGGAUGGACGAUGGAAUAUAGAGGUUACCUCGUAUCAGGUGACAAAGGAGAUGCGAGGUCUUCUGAAUAUAUCUGUCUUGAUCGGCGUCCAGAAAAACUCCCUGACGGCAGGACAACGGUAACUGACAAUAGACUUUAUUUUGUUGAAGGAAUCUGUGGAAAAACUCUAACUUGUCCGCCAUACGUCAGUGGCCUUGAAAUCACAUGCGUUGUAUGUUCAAUAUAAUCAUAGUACUUCUCAAACAUUCUUUAUCAAGAUACCGGCUUUCCUAACUAUUCAACCAACUUAGCAAAUAUUUAACAAACAUAGGUUGUGUUAAGGUCUUUGUAAAACUUCUGUGUCACAACAUAUUCCAUAUCGAUGUUAUCAAACAACAAAUCCACGGUAAGCUCACAUUAUUUUUUUCAGUAAAUACAUUAGUUUACAAAGGACAUCUUGCUAAGAAAAUAGCUUGUAUAGUU
This is a messenger RNA of Mercenaria mercenaria, 1089 nucleotides long. RefSeq lists its product as uncharacterized. Lineage: Eukaryota; Metazoa; Mollusca; Bivalvia; Venerida; Veneridae. Bases 53 to 853 code for a protein of 266 amino acids. The transcript has 3 exons. The record is from RefSeq and is a predicted model, not a curated record.